CGGGCACUAGCCGCGGGAACCCCCGGGCCUCCUCGCGGCCAAGCCUGAGCGACCCCCGGGUUCUCCGGCUCCCCCUCCCUCCGCCCUAUUUUUUUCCUGCUCUCGCUGCAGCUACCGCUUCGGCUCUGUGUUAUGGCAACGGAGCCGCCAUCCCCCCUCCGACUCGAGGCUCCUGGCCCCCCAGAAAUGCGGACCCCACCCGUGAGCGAGCCCCCCCCCGAGGGCAUCCCGAAGCCGGCAGGCGGCAGGCUCCGCUUCCUCAAUGGUUGCGUGCCCCUCUCGCAUCAGGUGGCCGGGCACAUGUACGGAAAGGACAAAGUGGGUAUCCUGCAACAUCCGGAUGGCACAGUUUUGAAACAGUUACAGCCACCUCCCAGGGGUCCAAGAGAGCUGGAAUUCUAUAAUAUGGUAAGUGAGGUUUAUGCUGCUGAUUGUACUGAUGGUGUUCUUUUAGAGCUACGAAAAUAUUUGCCAAAAUAUUAUGGCAUCUGGUCACCUCCAACUGCACCAAAUGAUUUAUACCUAAAACUGGAAGAUGUGACCCAUAAAUUUAAUAAGCCCUGUAUAAUGGAUGUAAAGAUAGGGCAAAAGAGUUAUGAUCCUUUUGCCUCAUCUGAGAAGAUUAAGCAACAGGUCAGCAAGUACCCAUUAAUGGAAGAGAUUGGGUUCUUGGUGCUUGGCAUGAGGGUUUACCAAAUUCAUUCUGACAGCUAUGAGACACAAAACCAGCACUAUGGAAGAAGCUUAACGAAAGAAACUCUAAAGGAUGGGGUCUCCAGGUUUUUUCAUAAUGGAUUCUGCUUAAGAAAAGAUGCUGUUGCUGCCAGCAUUCAGAAGAUUCAGAAUAUUCUGCAAUGGUUUGAAAAUCAGAAGCAACUUAACUUUUAUGCAAGUUCAUUACUGUUUGUUUAUGAAGGCUCAUCUCGGCCAACUACUACAAAAUCAAAUGACAGAACUUUGGUAGAAAAGUUUUUGUCCAAAGGACAACUGUCAGACACAGAUGUACUGGAGUACAAUAAUAACUUUCAUGUGUUAAAUUCCACAGAGAAUGGAAAAAUAGAUGUUUCAGUAGGCAAAAGCUUGUCCAAGAUGUAUGCUUGUCACAGAAAAAUGUGUUCAAAAAAGCAUCACAGUCAUACUUCAUUGAAAGCUGAAAAUACAGAGCAAGACAAUGGGUGGAAAAGCAUGUCACAGGAACGUUUAAAUGGAAAUGUACUUUCCCAACUGGAAAAAGUUUUCUGCCAUCUUCCCACUGGUUGCCAGGAGAUUUCAGAAGCAGAAGUGCGAAUGAUAGAUUUUGCUCAUGUGUUCCCUAGCAACACAGUAGAUGAAGGAUAUGUUUAUGGGCUGAAGCAUUUAAUUACUGUACUGCAAAGUAUUUUAGACAAUUGAAUCCUUUGCUGUGGUCUUUUUAAGGGAUGGGGCAAUCAUAACAAAAGCAGCAGUCAAUAUCUCUAUACUUGUAAAGCUAUGUAAAAAAUUUAUAUUGUGAGUCUACAUUUUGGCUUUAUACUUUUGGUAGAAGGGUUAUCUUUUUUAUAAUCUUACUCAGGAAAACUAUCUGUUCAUUAGAAAACUAUGAAGAAUAAAAAACUUAGGAAUGUUAAGCAGGGAAUGUGGUGGUACAUGGCUUAAACAUCUAUUUGGCUCAAGCAAAAUGCAAACCAUUAUUCAGUCAUUAAGAGUUUAUUUAGCUUUCUGUAGCCAAUUUGUCAUGAAAUUUCUGCCCACCCAACCUUGACAAUGAGCCAUAUCUAAACUCAUUAAUUUAUUAGAACACUUUAAAAAAUCUAGAAAGCACAGGUUGAUGUCCUUAGUAUUGCUAUGAAUGAAGUUAUUAAAACUGGAGAAAAUUCUACUUCAGAAAGUUAAGUACUGUUUAGGUGUUAUAUUAAAAGUUCAGACCAGCAUAUCAAAAGGUGCUUCUUAGUAAAGUGAUUUAGAAUUAUUGCAUUCCAAAAGCAGAUUUUCUCUUUAAUUUCCAUUUAUUUGCAUAUUUCAAAAUAUUAUAUAAAGAUAAUUGAAGUGAACAACAACAACAACAAAUUUCUUGGAAUUAAGUUCACUAAUAAUUAUUCUUGCCAGGGUUAGGAGAAGAAAAAGGGCAUUUGCAAGGAGCAAAAUGUUUUCUUUUAAACUCUUAAAUUGAUGCAAAAAUUAGAAAAAGUAUUUACUAUAUUGUGAAAAAUGUUAUAAACCAUAUAAUACCUUUUCCUACCUUUUCAAAAGGUAGAUGAUUGUCUUAUUUUUCCUUUAAAGACCUUUUGAGAAUUUUCUCUUUUAAAAUGCAUGUAUUUAUAUGUCUUCAUUUAGUUAAACAGUAGUAUAUAUUGCUAAAAAGUGUUUCUUAGAAUUCUAAUAAGCAGUGAAGGACACCACCCAGUAUUGUAUCAAAAGUACCAUGGGUAAUUAGUGCACCUCUAUAAGUUUGGUGCAUAUCUAAAUCCAUGCUUCUAUUUCACUCUUACUCAAAACAGUUUUAUAUCCUAUUCCAGAUAGAAAUAACAAUUUAAAUUGUAAUGAGUGGAAAAAUUAUCAUCUGUAUUAUCUGUGUUUCACAUCUACUACCCUUUAAAAAAUAAGUAGUUACUUGUUAUUGAAAACAUUAAAACUUUGAAAUUAAAUUUGCAAAUAUGUUAGAUAUUUAUGAAAGCAUUACUUGCACUUUGAUUCACUAACACAUCUAAGCAGUUAACAGUUUUGCUGUAUUCUUGGAAGAUGUUUUGUAUUUGUGAGCUGUUGAACUUUCUCCCCUCUUUUUCCCCUAGAAUUACAAAUUAAACUUUUAAAUCUUAACGUCUUUUUUUUUUAGUGUGAAGUAUCACAAUUUUGUGUUUAUUUCACCUUCCCAGUCUGUGUUUUUCACAAAUAUCUGAGCACAAACAGAAGUACCAAAUGCUCUAUGAAUUCUAUGCUUAGUAACUCUAGUAAACCUGAAUAACUUUAAAAUUCAUAUACAUUUUGUUACAGCAAAAUUUGGUUUUAAUUUUUUAUUUAGAGUGAGAAUAAGUAUUUUUUAUAGAGACUGCAUAUUUUUCUCUACUGCCUAAAUAGGUAUUGGCUGUAGCUUUUCUUUGUGGGGAUGAAUUUCAAGUCCUAAUAGUCAAAAAUUUUUUAUUCUAAUUUUUUUUCUCCCACAACAUAGACUUUUGUUGUUGUUGUUGUUAUUUGGACAGGGGUUCAUAAGUCUGAAGCUCAGAUAAUUAACAAUUUUGAGUCUUAACAAGAGGGUUGUUUUGAAUGGGAUGGUAUCAGGCUAUGUACAAUGAAUUUAAUAAAUUUAAAUAUUACCAGAUUUUUUGCACAUUUUAGCUCAAUAAAGUGUGAAUCAACUGUUCUAGAUUUUCUUUAUCCAUAUGUAGAAAUAUAGUUUUGUAAAAAUCAAUGUCUUACCUUUUUGAUACAAUAGAUCAUAUUUUUUUUUUUUAAAUAAAACAGGAAGCGCUUUUGUCUUUUAUUUUUCAGGGAAGAGAUUAACAUUUAAUUCUGUUUGUUUACAUUUUUUAUCACUGUUACCCAGUGCCCAUUUUAUGUUAUUUUAUAAGUAAACUUACAUGUCACGGAAUAAGUCUCUGUUUAUGUAAUCUACAUGCGAAUAUUUUACUAUCUAUCUAGCCCAGUCACUUAACAUUAUGCUGAAAUUUACCACUGUGGGGAAGAAUGAUCACUAUUCACCAAGCAUGUUUAAACAUGUACGUGAUUAAUAAAUAAGCAUAAUAAGGAUAUAGUUUGGGUUAAUAGGAUUACCAUAGUUUAUUCCCCCUAGGAAAUAUAAAUAAUGAUUUUAGUGUAUUUCUUUUGGAAUGCACUCAUGAAAAGGACUUUAAGAAAUGGUGGAUAGUGAAUAAUACAUUUCUCUAAUAAAAAUUUAAAUUGUGUAAUAGUUUUAUAAUAAAGUAUUUACACUAAUAUUUUAAUAUGGAUGGAAGUUGCAUAAAUUCAAGUAAAUUAAAAAUUGAUGAUAAAUGCUAAAUAUUUUAUCUAAAUAGUUUUUCAAGAAACAGUUGUGAAAAUGUGUAUAUUAAAUGGCUCUAACGUGGAACUUGUAUUUUCAACUCAGUAUUCAUUAUUCUUUGUUUUACGUGUCUGGAAAGAUCGUACUUACUAUGCCUCUUUACACUACAAUUUGCUAUUGUGGAGCUUUAGAUUGUAUUCAACUGAAUAAGGACUUUUUAUAUGAUUUUGAUUGAGUAUAACUUACUAUUUUAUGAUUUCCAAAAUGAUGUUCUUCAUAUUAUCUCUGUAAAGUCUAUAUAUUAAAUUUAUAAUAAUAUAACUUAAGAAAAAGGAAUUAAUUUUCAGAGAUAUUUCAGUUGUAAUUUUCAUAUUUCAUGCAACUGAAAACAUUUGUUUCUAGGAUUGGGAAUACUGAGAAGAUAUGGGAUGAAAGAAGGUAUGUAACUGUUUUAUUUGUGAUAUUACAGAAAUUUUGUCCACUAUUUUUAAAACAUUGUCAUCAUUUUAGUACUCUUUUAGCAGUUAGGCAUUUGAUACUUUAAAACUUGAUUUGCUCUUAAAAUUGUUUACAAUGCUUUGUAAUAAUCUUCCUUAUCCUGUGCCUUUAACCUUGAUUUGAUAUGUUUGUAGCCUCAGUUAUCCUUCCACUACAUCCUGUAAUAUUUUUAUAGCCUAGGCAUCAGUUUCUUUUUAAAAAAAAAAAAAAAGUGUCAAUUUUAUCACGUAAAGAGGUAGCAAUUGUCUAUUGAUGCUUUGGAAAGACAAGUAGAGUUGCCAAUGGAGGCCAGGCUUCUUAAUUCAUUCAAAAAUAUUUACUGGAUUUCUACCAUGUGCCAAACAUUUUUAGCCCCUGAAUAUACCGUUGUGAACCAAUCAGACAAAGCCCUAAACAUUUUCAGCAUUCUGUCUAGAUGGGGUGGGGUUGGGGACUUAAUUAAAAUAGAGAUACAGAGAAAUAUGCAUUUAAUGAUAAAGUUCACUAGCAUUUGAAUUUGUGUAAAGAUAAUUAUUAAGCUGAGCUAAAGCAACUGACAAUAUGUUAGAAAGGUUAAAAAUAAUAUGUUGCAUCAUUAUAACCUCUAUUUGACUUUUGGGUUCAGGUAGCAAUUAUAGAUAGCAUAAAAAGGCCUUAAUUUUUCUUUUCACUUUUCUUGCCAGUAAAGGUACGUUUAUUUUUAGGCCGUCCAUUUAGAGUAGUGUUUUAAAAUAGCGUUACUGUGAAAAAUAUUCCAUUACGUAUUCACAAGCAACUUACUGCACAUUUUUAAAAUUGUGUUUUACAAUUUAGUUAAAAAUAUUUUAGGCCUCAAUUUCAUCUUGAAAUCACUGGUAUUUUAAAUUUGGCAAUGAAUAUGAAAUUACUUUUUGAUUUACAGAAUGCUUGUAUUAUUACUUAAACUACUUGUUAAUAUUUUAGGAAGAUUGGAAUCUUUGGCUUUUUGAUGUUUAAAUUCUUGUUAAUGUUGAUAGUGUCUAAUGAGAGGAAAUAGUGUUCAUGUGAUUAAAUAAAUUAGAAUGUACUUUGAAGAAUUUUUUUUUAAUUGUUAAACUUUGUCAUCAUGGGGUUAAAGUUUGGCCUGGUGUUCACUUACAGCGUAUAUUAAGUUUAAUUAUGAAGUGAAAUAGUUUCAAGUAAGAUGUGGAAUGCACCUGCAUAUAAAUGAAAUUGGCGUGCACAAAGACACUUUACUGUAGGGAGCUGUACUGGAAGAUUUAUGAAAGCAUGUGAAAUUGCACCUAAAAUUGUAUUAGUGACUAUGCUAAAUUUAUUGUACUUGAUGAGUGAAUGUAUUUAGUGUAGUCAAAGUUACUUUGGUUUAAAUGUCUAAACAAUGUCUCUCUUUUUAAUGUGUUUGUAAUUUGUAUUAUUGAUGGGAGUAUUCUUGGACUGCAGGGGUUAUUGUCAAUGUGUGAUUUGUGUUUUUAUUUCAUAGAGUCAUCUAAUGUGGUAUACCGAUUUUGAUAAGUGAUACUUAGAUAAUUCUAAUAACUGUAUAUUUGACAACCUAUUAAAAUGUUUUGCAUUGGA
This is a messenger RNA of Neofelis nebulosa (Clouded leopard), 5986 nucleotides long. It is a transcript of the gene IPMK, whose product is annotated as inositol polyphosphate multikinase. The coding region runs from base 133 to 1392 and encodes 419 amino acids. Gene Ontology annotation, biological process: inositol phosphate biosynthetic process. NCBI's taxonomy places the organism in Eukaryota, Metazoa, Chordata, Mammalia, Carnivora, Felidae. Gene Ontology annotation, molecular function: inositol-1,4,5-trisphosphate 3-kinase activity; inositol tetrakisphosphate kinase activity. The transcript has 6 exons. Gene Ontology annotation, cellular component: cytoplasm; nucleus. The record is from RefSeq and is a predicted model, not a curated record.